UGGGCAUUGAUUUUCAUAACAAAGCCUUAUUAAUCAUAAAAACAUAUUUAGCUUUAAAAUAUUUUGGUAUGCUGAGCAUGACCAGCAUGACGUUCAGCGGUGACAACGGUGACAUCAACAGAACUUGGUUGAAAAACAUGAUCGUUUCAUCAACAUGUCUUCGGAAGGCAAUGAUCGUGUACCAACACCACCAGAACUCAAUUUCACUCUCAAAACAGAGAGUGACUUUAAUAACAAUGACUUGUCAAGUGACGAGAUUCAGGCACAACUACUACUGACAGAUAUUUUGAUAAUAACAGCAAGUGAUCAUGAAUCGAGUGCUUGUUAUUCGUAUAUGAAACCUAUUCGACGAUGUUAUUGUGAAGAUCUAUAUAGAUGUGUAGAUUUCGGUCAAUUUGGCGAUGAGGAUGAUCAGAAUGUGAAAGUUACAUUGAUGAAAUGUGAAUUGCGAUCGAAUGAAGGUCAGUUAGCUGUGAAAAAUGCUGCUGAAAUAUUAAAGCCAAAAGUAGUUCUUUUUGUCGGUACCUGUGCAAGCAAGAACCCGAAGAAGGCAAAACUUGGCGAUGUUGUCGCUUCCGCAAAGUUGGGGACUUAUGAUAGAAAAGUUAUGGCAGAUGGUACAGUGAACUAUCGCGGUGCAAAAGUGAGUGAAAUCAUGGCUUGUCUUAUUCUAAGUGCAGCUGAUGAUUGGAAACCACCGUUAAAAGACCCAACUAGUUUAAACAUCGAAGUUCAUUGUGACGCUGUGAUGUUAAGUGACUCAAAUUUAUUCGACGACGACAAAGAUGUAGUGGAUUAUUGCCAUAAUGCACUUGGCCUUGAAAUGGAGAGUGCAGGUAGGUAGAAUUUUACAGCCUGUUACAAUCAAAUUAAAUAAAAAGUAAAUCGAAUUCAAGAGGA
Paramuricea clavata is the source of this 900-nucleotide messenger RNA. Lineage: Eukaryota; Metazoa; Cnidaria; Anthozoa; Malacalcyonacea; Plexauridae. The record is from the annotation of a GenBank genome assembly.